GACAACCACGACCACUACAACUACCACUCGUAUACUAAAACCACCAAAACCAUUAUAUCAAUAUCUCUCACACACUUUCACUACACAUGGAAACUCCUACUUGGCCUUCACUCACUUUGGCAUGGCUAGCAACCAUAGCCCUCCUCCUCCUCUCCUACUAUCUACGCCGCCGCAAAGUUAACUUGCCACCAGGCCCAAAACCUUGGCCCAUUAUCGGAAACCUCAACCUUAUAGGCUCACUUCCUCACCGAUCCAUCCAUGAACUCAGCCAAAAAUAUGGGCCCAUCAUGCACCUCCGUUUCGGGUCAUUCCCCGUGGUCGUGGGCUCCUCCGUUGAAAUGGCUAAGGCCUUUCUCAAAACCCACGAUGUCACCUUUGCCUCGAGGCCCAAAAUUGCUGCAGGUAAAUACACAACCUAUAACUAUUCCGAUAUCACUUGGUCCCCGUAUGGGCCAUAUUGGCGCCAGGCCCGUAGAAUGUGCCUAAUGGAACUUUUUAGUGCAAAACGCUUAGAGUCCUAUGAGUACAUACGUAGGGAGGAAAUGAAUGCUUGCCUUAGAGACUUGUAUGAGUCCUCAAAUGAGGCUAUUUUAUUGAAAGACAAUCUCACAACCGUGAGUCUCAAUGUAAUCAGCCGGAUGGUGCUCGGAAAGAAGUACACCGACGAGACAGUGGACUCGAUUGUGAGCCCCGACGAGUUCAAGAAGAUGUUGGAUGAGUUGUUCUUGCUUAGUGGGGUGUUGAACAUAGGGGACUCGAUCCCUUGGAUUGAUUUCUUGGACUUGCAAGGCUAUAUUAAGAGAAUGAAGGCUUUGAGCAAGAAGUUUGAUAGGUUCUUGGAGCAUGUGUUGGAUGAACAUAUUGAAAGGAUGAAAGGAGUGAAAGAUUAUGUUGCAAAGGACAUGGUGGAUGUGCUUUUGCAAUUUGCUGAGGACCCUGCUCUUGAUGUUAAGCUUGAGAGACAUGGGGUUAAGGCAUUUACUCAGGAUUUAAUAGCUGGUGGAACUGAGAGCUCAGCAGUGACUGUAGAAUGGGCAAUCUCUGAGAUACUAAAGAAGCCAGAGGUUUUCAAGAAGGCAACAGAAGAGCUAGAUAGGGUAAUUGGAAGAGAUAGAUGGGUUGAAGAGAAAGACAUUGUGAAGUUACCAUACAUUGAUGCAAUUAUUAAGGAAACAAUGAGGUUGCACCCUGUGGCACCAAUGUUAGUACCUCGUCUAGCUCGCGAAGAUUGCAACAUUGCUGGCUAUGACAUUCUCAAAGGUACCAGAGUGCUUGUAAAUGUAUGGACCAUUGGAAGAGAUCCAACAUUAUGGGACAAGCCAAAUGAAUUUUACCCAGAAAGGUUCAUUGGGAAAGAAAUAGAUGUCAAAGGCCAUGAUUUUGAGCUACUGCCUUUUGGGGCUGGUAGAAGGAUGUGCCCAGGUUAUAGUCUAGGCCUAAAGGUGAUUCAAUCAAGUUUGUCUAAUCUCUUGCAUGGAUUCACAUGGAGUUUGCCAGAGAACAUGAAGAUUGAAGAUCUUAACAUGGAGGAAAUAUUUGGGCUCUCGACACCUAAGAAAUUCCCACUUGAAGUUGUUGUGAAGCCAAGACUUCCAAAACAUGUUUACUCUCUGUGAUUAUGGGUUGCUUAUAGGUUCCCUCUAAUAAAUAGCACUGAGAUUCUCAGCUUGUACUAGUAUUACUAUGAUGGUGCUACUCUUAUGUGCUUCUUAAUGAGUCUAGUGAAACAAAAUCCGAAUAACUGGUGUUGGCAUUUAUCUUAACCUAGCAUGGAUUUGUUCACAUUUUAAGGUCAUGCUAUUAGUGUAAUCUAUAUCAGUAUGUCUUGGUUUUUGUAUCACAUCAAUGUAGUAUAUAAUUAUAUAUUUUUCUUCA
Molecule: messenger RNA, 1875 nt
Organism: Quercus robur (English oak)
Lineage: Eukaryota; Viridiplantae; Streptophyta; Magnoliopsida; Fagales; Fagaceae
Product: trimethyltridecatetraene synthase-like
Exons: 2
Coding region: 87-1616 (509 amino acids)
Molecular function (GO): monooxygenase activity; oxidoreductase activity, acting on paired donors, with incorporation or reduction of molecular oxygen; iron ion binding
Source: RefSeq, a predicted model, not a curated record